This is a messenger RNA of Rhipicephalus microplus (southern cattle tick), 3812 nucleotides long. RefSeq names its product receptor-type tyrosine-protein phosphatase T. NCBI's taxonomy places the organism in Eukaryota, Metazoa, Arthropoda, Arachnida, Ixodida, Ixodidae. The record is from RefSeq and is a predicted model, not a curated record. Gene Ontology annotation, molecular function: protein binding; protein tyrosine phosphatase activity. Gene Ontology annotation, biological process: protein dephosphorylation.
CAUACGAUACUUGGACCGCAGCACUCAACGUAACGCUGAAGACGGACUCCACAGUGUUAAAGCUACUCCGCAGUGAUACCUACUACCACCUGCGAGUCUUGGUCAUCGAUCGAGACGGCAUGUACAGGGAGCAGGGCGCGAAAUAUACGCAUUUCAGAACCGCGUGUGGAGAACCACUGCAACCCCCGCAAAUGGUGGAUAUAAACAACAACAGCGUCAGCGAAAUUAUCAUCAGUUGGAGGAACCCUGACCACGAGAGCUGGCAGUGCUGGAGUGUGAAUGUAGUACUCGAAGUCAAUAAUACACUGGUGGAGUUCAAUUUGACGAAGUCUCUCCCGUGGCACACAAAUUGGUACAGGAUACAAACGGCUCCGUACACGCCAGUGACCAUCCGACUGCGCCUAAGAACACCGAACAACAAAUAUAGUCCGUGGACCAAGACGUGGAACGUGACAUCAGCUGAAGAUGCUCCUGGCGAGGUGGUCAACGUAAAGCUCCUUCAAAGUGGCCCUCGCAACGUCACUGUCUCUUGGAGUCCACCCGAACAAAAGCACGGCAUCAUCCGGGCCUAUCGCGUCGUCUACAGGCCCCUCGCGUCCCGUAUACGCAGCUGUAACGCACUCAACCAACUGGACACGACAAUCCUGGCGUCGCCGAUGCACCACAGACUGGACUUGAUGCCGCUGCGUCCAUACACCAACUAUUUUUUAUCCGUGGCAGCCCUCACGGUCAAGUACGGCCCAGAGAUGAAUGCAACGUUCGACACAGAGCAAGAUAUUCCAGAAGGAGUGCCAACUCAAUUGCACUAUGCAAAUAUUUCACGGAGCUUGGACACGCUAACGUGGGCUGAGGUACCCUGCGGACUACGUAAUGGGCCCAUCACAUCGUACUAUGUGGAAAUCGACAGCGUUGACCAUUGGGAGAACAAGCUGCGACAAACAACGGUUAACUCGACUUCGAUAACCUACCGGGAUCUGCUUCCUAUGAGUCAACAGUGUUUGGCUCCGCGCGCUCCUGGAGGUCUGGACUACGAUCUGAUUUCUCAAGACAGCAUAUUGCUCACGUGGGAAGCUCCCUAUCCUCCAGCCGGUGUUCUGGAACACUACCAGCUGCAAUACUGGAAGGCAAAAACAAGUUACCAACCUAUUCGGAUAUUGAUCAACAACACCAUGUGCUCUGCAAGGGACCAUGAAAUGCAACCAUGUUUCACGGUGCGCGGACUAGAGGAAAACAUGAUGUAUAACUUCAUGGUACGUGCUAAAAAUGUCGACACAGAAUACUCACCAUAUUCGAUUACAGUGGAAGCAGAGACCAAAGAAAAGCCUCCUGGUGCUCCGGCCAGCAUAUGGUUGUCCAAACAGACUGAAUGCAGUCUCAAGGUGCAAUGGGACCCUCCUGCCCGCAAGAAUGGUGCCCUGACAAGUUACAAGUUGAAUUUUAGCCUGUCGCACACUUUCAACGCGAUGCUGGACAAAUCGUUGCUCCCCAUGUCGGUGUCACUGAACAGCUCCGACUCACGGGAGUUUUAUCUCGGAGGCUUGUUUCCGGGGUCCACGUAUUUGAUCUGCGUCGAGGCAGCAACCAGUGCUGGAUUCGGGAAUGCCAUUUGUGAGAACUUUAGCACCAAGGCAUCAGUUCCUGAAGUUCAAAUUGGGCCCCAGGUUGGAGCAGUGGUCCAUAAUGAAGUGAGCAUCACUCUUUACCCAGUGAACUUCGUAAAAGGACCGAUCACAAGCUACUACGUCCUCGUACUUCGUGAAGGCGAAGUCAUCACUCGUCCGGUGAGGCUCGUGAACUACACCACUUCCCAGGACAUGGGCCUUGGCUACUACGUCGCUGCUUGCCUGACUCCCGGCCAGUUGGAGCAACCGAUGGAUUUUGUUGUCGGCAGUGGCAGCCUUAUUGGUGGUUUCGAGAAUCCGCCCCUCAGUGAGGCCACGACGUAUUGGUUCGGCUUGCUUGUCGAGAGCAACUUUUCUGGGGAUGUGUUGCAAGGCUACAGCCUGACAGCUGCUGUCACUGUCAAUGGGGGCAGCGAUUCAGCUGGUGUCGGUGUCAUCAUCGGAGCAAGCCUGGUUAUCAUUUGCCUUAUAGGGGCAGCAAUGGCCACGAUGUCCUACUGCAUUAGGAAGCGGCGUCAAACUAUCUACCGCUCUGAAAGCUCCACAAGGCAAAGCAUGAAAGUUCUAUCGAGGCUGUCCAAGUCUGGUGGAAACGUAACCCCAGAAUCAAGUUCGAUGAUAACCAAGAACAGCAAGGAUUAUCUCAUGAUGGCAGUCGUUACCCAUCACGGCCUUUCCUCGAAGCCAGUCUCUGUGCUUCGGCUUCAGGAAUACAUCAGUCACGGCGAACGGACUGGCUUCCUCAAAGAAGAGUACAUGACUAUAGCCAAGGGACAACUUCAUCCUUGGGAUGUAGCGCUAAAGGUAGAAAAUAAACCCAAGAAUCGCUACGACGACAUCCUUCCGUACGACCGUUCCAGAGUGAGACUGACUCCAAUGGCAGGUUUUGAUAAAGCGGACUAUAUAAAUGCAAGUUAUCUACCGGGUUACAAGUUUCCGCGCAAAUACAUUGCGACGCAAGGUCCCAUGGCGGCGACAGUGACAGAUUUUUGGCGGAUGGUCUGGCAAGAAGGGAGCUGCAAAGUGGUAAUGCUCACCAACCUAGAAGAGCAAGGAAAGACAAAGUGUGAACAAUACUGGCCAGAUACGACAAAGACGUACGGAAAAUUCAGCGUGAAAUUAUUGAAGACGGAGACACAAGUCGACUUUGUUAUACGCCAACUUGAGAUUUCACUGAAAAGCAAGACCAGAAUUGUGACCCAAUUCCACUUCACUGCAUGGCCAGAAGAGGGCGUACCUGCCUAUCCGGAUGCCCUGCUGCCGUUUCUCAAGCGGAUAUGGCGAUUCCAGCCGGGCGACAAGAAUCCUAUUGUUGUUCAUUGCAGCCGAGGCAUCGGCCGCACUGGAACGCUGAUCUUGGUAGACAGCAUGACAUCGCAAGCCGAAGCAGAGGGUGAAGUUGACCUCAUCACUCACCUGCACAAGUUGCAGCAGAGCAGGGUCAACCUUCUCGAGUCACAGGAGCAGUACAUAUUCGUGUACAAGGCACUGGUCGAGAUACUGCGUUCGAAAAGCCAUACGCUCACAGUGAAGGAUUUCAGGAAUCUGCAUGAGAAGCUCAAGAGGAAGAUCACAGCAACUGGAAAGAGUGCUAUUGAACUUGAGUACGAGGAACUUAACCUUGCAUUCCCACCUCCUGCUCCAGAGCAGUGUAAUACUGCACGGGACAGGGAAAAUGCUGCCGAAGAUUCACCACCUACAAUUUUACCAUUUGACUACAGGAGGCCACCCCUGAGUGUUACAGACAAUGGAUUGAAGACAAAGUGCUCCAACGCAAUCUAUGUGAAUGGUUUCGAGAGGAGAAAUGCGUACCUGGUCACACAACUCCCUCAGCCGGAGACAGUAGACGAACUUCUGGGAAAUGCUGGCGACAAGUGGUUCUGUCACACUCAUCACGCUCGGUCCGCUCCAAGAUAAGGUGACACCGCAAUUCUGGCCGAAUCUGAAUGCCUUUAUGAAAUACGGAGAGGUUCGAGUGGAGCAGACAGACACGGAAGACGUCCAAGGUUUCAUCGUGCGAACAUUUACCAUAACCCACAAUUCGGAACCUGGGCGGACAGUGAAGCAAUUCCAUAAAGAGGCAUGGAACAGCGACGCCACUACACCGAGUUCCUGUGAUGCGCUGCUGGAGAUGAUGCAGCGAGCUGAAAAUUGGCAAUUAACGGCACCAGGAAGAACGGUUGUGGUGCA